Molecule: messenger RNA, 2420 nt
Organism: Cornus florida
Lineage: Eukaryota; Viridiplantae; Streptophyta; Magnoliopsida; Cornales; Cornaceae
Product: transketolase, chloroplastic-like
Exons: 7
Coding region: 20-2299 (759 amino acids)
Biological process (GO): pentose-phosphate shunt
Cellular component (GO): cytosol
Molecular function (GO): transketolase activity
Source: RefSeq, a predicted model, not a curated record
UAUCAUCUCUCUCUACAACAUGACCAUCUCUAAUUCCCUUCCCCAAUCCUUCCCCCUCCACCUUGCCGCCAAACCCACCCCCCAAACAUACAACAGAAAUAACAGUUUUAGUAAACACACCCUAUUUCCAUCACUGUGUAACAGUCAAAAAACCAACCGUACUGCCACUCCGAUCGUCUCCAAAGACUGUGAUCAGCUAAUUUCAUGGCAAGAGGAGCUCGAAAGAGUUUACCCAUCAGAAUUACUAUCCAUUACUGAUCACGGCGACGAUGCAGAGGAAGACUACUUUCAGAGAUUGGUGGACAAGCGGUGCGUCGACAACGUUAGGAUGCUGAUCGUCGACACCGUGCAGCACGCCGGUGCCGGACACCCCGGGAUGGCCCUCGGGUUGGCCGAGGUGGGGUACUUUCUGUACCGGCAUGUAAUGAGGUACAACCCUAGAAACCCCAAGUGGUUCAACAGGGACAGGUUUGUUUUGAGCGCAGGACAUGGGUGUUUGCUUCAGUAUGUUUGCCUUCAUUUGGCUGGUUUUCAAUCUGUUCAGAUCGAAGAUCUUAAACUGUUGUGCAAGCUUGGCAGUCGAACCCCUGGUCAUCCCGAGAACGUGGUGACAGACGGCAUUGAAGUUACAACAGGACCACUUGGGCAAGGUGUAGCCAAUGCAGUUGGUCUUGCUCUAGCAGAAGCUCACUUAGCUGCUAGAUUCAAUAAACCUGAUAACGUUAUAGUUGAUCAUCGGACAUAUUGUAUUAUGGGUGAUGGGUGUGCCAUGGAGGGAAUAACACAUGAAGCUGCAUCUUUAGCUGCACAUUGGAAGCUCAACAAGCUUACUCUAAUCUACGAUGAUAACCAGAAUACCAUCGAUGGCGACACCACCCUAGCAUUUUCUGAAGAUAUAUCUGCGCGAUUUGAGGCUCUCGGUUGGAAUACAGUCACGGCGGAUGUCACACACGGUGAUUUAAUAUCAUUCAAAAAUGCACUUCUCUCUGCUUAUAGUCAGACUGAGAAACCAACUUUCAUCAGGGUGAAGAGUCUAAUUGGAAAAUUGUCGAAAAAGGAAGGAACAUCGAAGGCUCAUCAUGGUACCUUCGAUGAAGAUGAUGCGAAGGAAAUGAGACAGAAAGUCAAGUGGACGGAUGGAGAGCCAUUUCAUGUCAUUCCUAUGGUUUACAGGGAAAUGCAAGUUCAAGCAUACAAUGGAGAAAGAUUGGAGAAGGAAUGGCACUCUAAACUACAUUAUUUUCAAAGCAAGUACCCACAAGAGGCAACAGAAUUCAAAGUUCUCCUCAAUGGUGGCCUAGUUCCUGGCUGGGAAGGCUCAUUACCGAAUUGGUCUGUAUCUGAUCCGGUCGAUGCCACUCGAGGAUACUCUGAGAAGUGCCUGAACAAGCUUGCAAAAGUGCUUCCAGGAUUGAUUGGUGGCAGUGCAGAUCUUGCAACCUCCAACAAAGCCUAUCUCCACGGCUAUGAGGACUUCCAGCAGCCCCGCUCCCCAUGGGGCCGCAACAUCCGAUAUGGAGUUCGAGAGCAUGCAAUGGCCGGAAUCUCAAAUGGUGUCGCAUUGCAUGGAAGUGGCCUGAUACCAUUUGCAGCCACUUUCCUCAUUUUCUCCGACUACAUGAAGAACUCCAUCCGACUGUCUGCUCUGAGCCAUGCCGGUGUCAUCUACAUUAUGACCCAUGACUCGAUUGGUCUAGGGGAAGAUGGUCCUACCCACCAACCAGUAGAACAGCUUGCCGGCCUACGAGCAGUGCCACGACUUCUAGUUUUCCGUCCAGGGGACGGCAAUGAGACAACUGGAGCCUAUAAAGUGGCUGUUGCAAACAGAGAUGUACCUAGUCUUAUUGCAUUAUCAAGGCAAAAGGUAGCUGCAAACCUGGAAGGGACAUCGGCGAAUGCAGUGGAGAAAGGGGGAUAUAUUAUAAGUGACAAUUCCGGGGAAGAGCUACCGGAGAUUAUAAUGAUUGGUACCGGAUCAGAGCUAUGUCUCUGCGAGGGGAGUGCCAAAUUGCUGAGGAAAGAAGGGAGGAGAGUGAGGGUGGUCUCACUCGUGUGCUGGAGGCUUUUUGACAGACAACCUAAGGAAUACAAGGAGCUUGUAUUGCCAUCAAGUGUGUUGAAGCGGAUGAGCAUCGAGGCGGGGUCGCCCCUCGGUUGGAGGGAAUACGUAGGCGGCGGAGGGGUGGUGGUUGGGGUGGAGGAGUUUGGGGCUAGUGGUGCUUAUUUGGAUACAUUCAAGAAAUUUGGUUUUACAGAGGAGAAUGUGACAAGCAUUGCAAAGUCAUUGCUUAGCCAGUAGAGGUUAGUACAGAAAAAUGAGAAUUCUGGCUUGCAAUGUAGUUGGGAACUUCUCAAACACAUUGUCACAGUUUUCUUCAUAUCAAUUUUAUUUAUUUCAGUGAACAUAUAUACUUGGUUUC